Molecule: messenger RNA, 2236 nt
Organism: Lepisosteus oculatus (spotted gar)
Lineage: Eukaryota; Metazoa; Chordata; Actinopteri; Semionotiformes; Lepisosteidae
Product: retinoid isomerohydrolase RPE65
Biological process (GO): zeaxanthin biosynthetic process; retinal metabolic process
Molecular function (GO): beta-carotene 15,15'-dioxygenase activity; retinol isomerase activity; all-trans-retinyl-ester hydrolase, 11-cis retinol forming activity
Source: RefSeq, a predicted model, not a curated record
GAUCCUGGGGUAUAAAUAUCUUAAACUGCCUGCAGGCACAAUUCAACGUUUUUCUUCAAGCCCUAGAAGAACAGUGUGUGCUGUGAAGACAAAGGAAAAUGUGUAGCCGUGUUGAACACCCUGCUGCUGGGUACAAGAAGAUUUUUGAGACUGUUGAGGAGCUUUCUGAACCAAUACCAGCGCAAGUCAUAGGUAGAAUUCCCCCCUGGCUGAAGGGGAGCUUGCUCAGACUGGGGCCUGGCCUUUUUGAGGUUGGUGACGAACCAUUCUAUCACCUGUUUGAUGGCCAAGCCCUCUUUCACAAGUUUGACUUUAAGAAUGGACAAGUGACCUACCACCGAAGAUUUGUGCGAACAGAUGCAUACGUGAGAGCAAUGACAGAGAAGAGAAUAGUCAUUACUGAGUUCGGGACCUUUGCAUUCCCAGAUCCAUGCAAGAACAUUUUCUCCAGGUUUUUCUCUUACUUCAAAGGUAUUGAAGUAACAGACAAUGCUCUGGUGAAUGUCUAUCCUGUUGGAGAAGAUUUCUAUGCCUGUACAGAAACAAACUACAUUACAAAAGUCAACCCUGAGACUCUGGAAACAAUUUCAAAGGUGGAUCUGUGUAACUACGUGUCGAUUAAUGGGGUGACGGCUCACCCUCACAUUGAAAAAGAUGGCAGUGUGUACAACAUUGGGAACUGCUUUGGGAAAGGCAUGUCCAUUGCCUACAACAUUGUCCGCAUUCCACCUACACAGAAAGAUAAAUCAGACCCCAUUGAAAAGGCAAAGGUGGUGGUGCAGAUCCCGUGCAGUGACAGGUUCAAGCCCUCCUAUGUCCACAGCUUUGGAAUGACAGAAAACUAUUUUGUUUUUGUGGAAACCCCAGUGAAAAUUAACCUGUUGAAAUUUUUGGGAGCAUGGAGUAUCAGAGGGGCCAACUACAUGGACUGCUUUGAGUCAAAUGAAACAAUGGGGACUUGGUUUCACCUGGCCACGAAGAAAACUGGAGAAUACCAAAAGCUCAAAUUCCGAACUUCAGCCAUCAACUUGUUUCAUCACAUUAACUGCUAUGAAGACAAUGGUUUUAUUGUCGUCGAUCUUUGCACCUGGAAAGGGUUUGAAUUUGUGUACAACUACCUCUACUUGGCGAACCUACGGGAGAACUGGGAGGAGGUGAAGAAACAGGCCAUGAUGGCACCCCAGCCAGAAGUUCGCAGAUAUGUCCUUCCCCUCGAUGUUCAUCGGGAGGAGCAGGGAAAGAACCUGAUUUCCUUGCCAUACACUACAGCCACUGCCACCAUGUGGGCUGAUGGAACAGUGUGGCUGGAGCCUGAGGUGUUGUUCUCUGGACCUCGUCAAGCUUUUGAAUUCCCACAGAUCAAUUACAAAAAGUACUGUGGAAAGAACUACACCUACGCGUACGGACUGGGACUCAACCACUUUAUUCCAGACAGGAUCUGCAAAUUGAAUGUCCGGACCAAAGAAACCUGGGUGUGGCAAGAACCAGACUCCUACCCAUCUGAGCCCCUCUUUGUGGCAUCUCCUGACGCUGUUGAAGAAGAUGAUGGGGUCCUGCUGACGAUAGUGGUCAAUCCUGGGGCGGCCCAGAGACCAGGAUACCUCUUGAUUUUGAAUGCCAAGGACCUGACGGAAGUGGCCCGGGCUGAGGUGGAGGUCAUCAUUCCUGUCACGUUCCACGGAAUGUACAAACCUUAGGAUCGGUGCUGGCAGGAUGAAGAAUGAAAUCAUGACCGACCUUUAUCUGCUUUGCACAAAGCUGGAAAAAAGCAGUCUUUUUGCUAACUACUAAGCCAGUGAAUAAGCAUCAGGCAGAAACAAUUAAAUAUUAGCUUCAUGAAAGAGCCUCUUUGCUACAUAAGAGGAAGGACAGUUUUCCUGAUUAUAUGCAAUUAUACUUACAUUCUAAUGCAUUGACCAUCACUGAUGUCAGAUUUACAUUUUAAUAACGGUUUGAGUUCAGAUGGUGGGUUCUGCAGUCCUUCGAGUUUCCUUGGCCUUAUUUGUGAAUUGACUGUGUCCGAAGACAGUGUCACACUAGUGUCUCUCUUGAAGAGAUAACUGUCUAUUUCAACUCUUUAUGUUACAUGUAAGAUGUGCGUUGUGGAUAGAAACAUAGAAAGCAAUGUAUUCAGAGAAUUUUAAGAAUAAACUUUCUUUCAAACUGUACUUUUUCUACUGUACAUGUCAUGCCUCGAUUCAAAGUAGCAGAUGAUUAUUAAAUGGAGGACAUGAAA